CGCCUAACGUGGUUAGCUCAUCCCGUGUAUUUGUUGACAAAUGAUUGUAAUGCUGGAAAUGCCCCAAAACGGUAGCUGGGAAAGGCACAACAAUUAAUUGAAAGAACUGUUUUAUAUUUUGUAUGUAUGGGUACCUCAUAUUUUGAAUAUCUCGUCCUUUGUAUUUACUAAUUCAAAAUAGCUUGGAACUGGCGUAUAGUGCGACCUUCACAAAUAUAGAGCUAGCUAGCUCAGCGAUUAAAAAGUCAUCAUGACUGGAUCCUCAGGGUCAGGAUUUACUGGCAUCAUGAAAUUACGAAUUCUGGAGGCAAUGGGCUUGGAAGAAACGAAUGUUAGAUCACAAGUUGUUACUACCUUAAAUGUUUCUUCCAUAGACCCUUAUUUGCAAGUUAAUAUUGAUGAAGAAAAUAUAGCAAAAACUUCAAAAAAAAUAAAUACUUUUUCUCCUGCUUGGGAGGAGGAUUUCAAAUCAGACUUACACCAGGCAAAAAUGUUAAGCUUAACGAUAUUUCAUAGUUCAAAAGUUGGAGAAGAUUCUUUUGUAGCAAAUAGUACUGUACCUUUAGAAGAAAUCAUUGAAGAAGGACAACAAGAUUUAUGGAUACAACUUGAACCAGCUGGAAAAUUACAUGUCUUUAUAGAUUUAAAUGCUGGCCAAGUUAAAAAUGAGCCUGUUAAAGUCUUUCGUGAGAGAGAAAGUUCGUAUUUACGAAAGCGAGGUAGACGAAAUGCUGUCAGGAGGCGUGUACAUCAAAUUAGUGGACAUAAAUUUAUGGCAACAUAUCUUCGUCAGUUUACUUUUUGCUCACAUUGCAAUGAAUUUAUAUGGGGACUAUUUAAUAAACAAGGUUAUCAAUGUCAAGUUUGUGGUAGUGUUACGCACAAAAAGUGUCAUCAUCUAGUUGUGUCUAAAUGUCCUGGUGUAAAAGUUGCACAAGAGAACAAAACCAUGGAGCAAAGAUUUAAUAUAAACAUCCCACAUAGAUUUCGUACACAUAACUACAAGCGACCUACCUUUUGUGAGCAUUGUGGUUCACUGUUAUAUGGUAUAAUAAAACAAGGAAUGCAAUGCGAGGUUUGUAAAAGAAAUGUGCAUAGAAGAUGUCAAGCUAAUGUUGCGAAUGAUUGUGGCACUGAUAAAAAAAAACUAGCAGAACUACUUGACAGCAGUAUGAAUAAAACUGUUGAUGAUUUGAUCAAACCAUCCAUCUCAAUGAAAAAAAUUGUGGAUCGAGACAGUAUUAAAAGCAAUGGUUCCAUUUCAUCACCAACAUCAUCAAAGCAAAAACAGAAGCUGGAUAACAGGACCAUCGAUACAAACCAAUCUAUAUCAGAAUUAGACAUUUCUCCUGGCCUCAAACGAAGGCAACUGUACAUAGACACGAAAUAUACUAAAGAAUCCUUUUCUUACUUAAAAGUUAUUGGCAAGGGAAGUUUUGGAAAGGUCAUGUUAGCCGAGCGGAAAGGUUCGAAUGAAUUAUUUGCUAUAAAAAUUUUGAAGAAGAUUAAUAUUAUACAAGACGAUGAUGUGGAGUGUGUACUGACUGAAAAACGUGUACUAACCAUCGCUGGACAACAUCCCUACUUAACUUCUUUACAUUCCUGCUUUCAGACGGAGGACCGUCUGUUUUUUGUGAUGGAAUAUGUAAAUGGCGGAGAUUUGAUGUUUCAAAUACAAAGAGCACGAAAAUUUGAUGAGAACAGAUCUCGAUUUUAUGCUGCUGAAAUCACUCUAGCUUUGCAAUUCCUCCACGGUCAAGGCGUUAUAUAUCGCGAUUUAAAACUUGACAACGUCCUAUUGGAUAGUGGUGGACAUGUUAAGCUGGCUGAUUUUGGUAUGUGUAAAGAUAAUAUGAUUAAUAAUGGCGUCACAACGACAUUCUGUGGCACGCCAGAUUACAUCGCACCUGAAAUAGUUAAAGAAAUCCCUUACUCAACAUCAGUAGAUUGGUGGGCCCUGGGUGUACUUAUGUAUGAAAUGAUGGCCGGUCAGCCUCCAUUCGAAGCUGAUAAUGAGGAAGAGUUAUUCGAGACCAUUUUACACGAUGAAAUAUUGUAUCCAGUUUGGUUAACUCGAGAAGCUAUAUCUAUCUUAAAAGGACUGUUAACAAAAAAUUACGAGAAGAGAUUGGGUUGCGUACCAGGAAUAGGGGAAGUGGCAAUUAAUAAGCACCCUUUCUUUGCUUCGAUUGACUGGAGGAAACUUGAAAACAGACAUGUGCCACCACCUUUUCAACCUAGAAUUAAAUCGCGUACCGAUGUCGCGAAUUUUGACACAGAUUUCACUCGAGAAAACCCAUGUUUCACUCCAACAGACCAAGAAGUGAUCACCAGUAUCAAUCAGGACGAGUUCUCUGGAUUCUCCUACGUCAAUCCUACAUUUGUAUAACUAUCCAAGUCCUUUUAUGUCCCGUGCUGAAGUUUCGACAUCGUUAACAUUACGUACGUCGAUCUUUUACCCACGCCGUGAUACCAAUCUUCGCUGCAAAUAAAAGUUGACUUUAUAAAAAGAAAUGGGAUGCAAGUGAAGAAAAAUAAUUUUGUAGCAAAACACUACGCAAUGAUAUCCAAGCAUCUGAAUAUUCACCUAUUGCCUAAUAUCUCUCCUUCAAGCCUUUUUGUGAGUUGCUGUAAUUGGUACUAAAUCAUACUUGUUCUAUCUGGAAAUACUUAAAAUAAAACCAAGCAUAAGUUACUGCGUAAUACGUCAAAUUGAGAAAUUUAUGGUUCGCUAGUAUUUGUAACUCAUGAAGUCUGUGAUACAUUGCUUUUAUCACAAAUUUACUUCAAAAUGCAAGAAUAUUUAAUUGUUAUUCAACAAGAAUAAAGUGAAUUAACUAGCCAAUAAUUUAGUUUCGUAAAAUUGUAUAAGCUCUUUAUUUCAAAUGAAUCACUGCAUGGUACCAUCAUUUUGCUUAAUAAAAACUCUGCUCUUAAAAAUAUAGGAAAAAUGAUUAAGUCAUGAAUUCAAGGCGACACUUUCUUUUAGCAUGUAUAUAUUGUAAAGUUUUAAAUGAAAUUAUCUGUUGAUGUGCCGUGUUCUGCAUUGUUUCGAUGGUUUAGUAUUAUCAAAAUUCGAACGGCUUUAUUCCAUCGCCCAAUCCUCGCCUAACGCCUACCGGUUUUUAAGAAGGAUUUUGUAAAUACUCAGGGUUAUCGAAGCGGUGUAUGUUAAACGUAUGAAUGCUAACCCCACCCCCCCCCCCUGUUCUUUUUUUCUUUUGUAUGAGAAAAUAUUUGACUAGAACGGUCUUAUGAAAAUAAAUUGCUUACUUACUUUACUUUAGGUUGCUAUGAUAGGUAAAUUUAAUUUUUUUGUCGACUAAGCAAAUCAAAUUUUCCCAUUGUUAUCAACCAUUGCAAUAUUUCUACACCACGAUGUAACUUUUUUAUUGUCGUAUUACACAGACUCUUCCGUUAUGUUAUUUUUUAUCUAUGAAAUAUAAUUUUUUGUCCCUUUUAUUUUUAUAAAUAAAUUGAAUUUAAAAUCUUCGGCGCCGUACAUUUAUCAGUUUAUUAUUUAUCAGUUUGGAAUAAAUACCGCAAAUGGAUUUUUGAAUUUAUUUUAUUUGUUAAGUAUAAAAAUGUAUAAACAAAAAGUACUUUGAGCAAGUUUUUGGGAAAUUUUUAAACCUCAUGGCUUGCUUAAAGUGGUUAUUCAAUCUUGUGAAUCUACUAUAAAAAACACACGAAUAAAAUAUGUUGUUAA
Hydractinia symbiolongicarpus is the source of this 3709-nucleotide messenger RNA. RefSeq names its product calcium-independent protein kinase C-like. Bases 251 to 2389 code for a protein of 712 amino acids. Lineage: Eukaryota; Metazoa; Cnidaria; Hydrozoa; Anthoathecata; Hydractiniidae. The record is from RefSeq and is a predicted model, not a curated record. Gene Ontology annotation, molecular function: ATP binding; diacylglycerol-dependent serine/threonine kinase activity. The transcript is spliced from 16 exons. Gene Ontology annotation, biological process: protein phosphorylation.